UCUGAAUUGAGAUGCUUGGAUUCGGAUAAUCUAGACGAAAGGUUUCAAGGCAUGCAGUUGGUACGAUAGAAGGCAAUUAACACUGGCAACGAAGUCAAGAGACGUCUAUCAUCCAUGUCAGAACGACCCGACACCAAGCCAAUGCCUCUAUUCCGCGGAGUUGAUACCAUUGAUGGCCAAAGUGAGGACGAAGAGGAAAAACCUUCGCCAUUUCUCGCGACGCGACAUAUUGUGUUUUACAACCCCAAAUCCCGCUGUCGAGAUCUGGUGCUGCUCGUAAUGGUGCCGUAGGGGAUGACGAUGGAUAACUUUCGAGCCAUGCAAUUGAAUGACAAUGCCAAUGAGGCCACUAUCGAGUAUGAGAUAGAUAGUGAAUGGGCCAGUAUGAGUAACCACCAUCCUGCAAACGAUAAGGACGGAGCCUGGCGCGAUAUAUUUCAGGCUCAUGUGUACGUGGACAAUGAGAUGGCUCGGAGCUCUUCGGAAGUAGAUGCACCUAUAUGGUGCUCAAUGAGGAUUGAUCUCCCAUUCGCCGUAUACACACGCCCGGAGCACUACAAAACUCAGGAGAUGAAGAAAGGUGGUGUUGUUUAUGCUGUUGCUUGGACUUUGAUGGAAGCUGUAGUCAUCGUGUCAACCAGCAACCGGGAGGAACGACUCAUGCUUUCGGUGACAUGAAACAUACUCUGCUUCCUCUCUAGCGCAGAUGUAAGCGAGUAGGAGUUUGGUAUAAAAAACCAAGUCGCAACGGGUGUUUGGGUUCUCGCCUUUGCUGAUAGAUAUUCAUAUAUUGGAGAUGUAUUUUGUUUAGACUCUGCUUUGCUUAGUAGGCGUGACAUUUUGAUGUGCGUGUCGAUAUAAAUACAGUGCUGAUUUGUAACCACAUAAACGUAGAGGUAUCGAGAUAUCAUAAAUACAUACGUCAUUCAAAGGCACUGCAUAUGGCAAACCUUGCCGUGCUAACCGAAGUACUCUGACACAAAUUGAGCUCUCCGCGCAACACUAAGGUAUGUUUUUUUAUACUUUUAUAUGAAAAUCAAGCUGUGAAUGUUAUCAAAGUCACAGGAAAUCACCCUUUGAACAUGUACACUUUCAAUUGUUGUCGCGUUCCCUAUAUAAAUAUAUGCUGGUAUAUCAUAGUGUUUGAGGUUUCAAUCUUUGCGGCGAAUGAAUAUGUAUACACCUAGACUGACAGCCAUAUGUUUGAACGUGCAGUUCGUAGUGCACAUAUAGCUAAGUGUGCAUAGUGUGUUGGAGAGCUUAUCUAGUAUUAUGCUUACUGAAAUCGCAUGCACGCUCCAUCGGCUAUGCAUCUCUAGUAGU
Molecule: messenger RNA, 1323 nt
Organism: Sphaeroforma arctica JP610
Lineage: Eukaryota; Ichthyosporea; Ichthyophonida
Exons: 2
Coding region: 295-678 (127 amino acids)
Source: RefSeq, a predicted model, not a curated record